ACAUUAUUGUAACCGAAAAUUCAGAAUUUACCUACAUAUAUUUGAACUUUUUUGUCACCGACGCUUUUGCUCCUAUAUCCAAGUGUUCGCCAAAUGGCACAGUGGAGGGCCCCCCUGUAUAGUCGCUCUCUAGCUCAGUGGGCUCCAUUUCACAUGUGUGCUAAGCACUGAUAAACAAGUUCUAACAAACAAACAAUUGGUGUAAUUUGUGUAAGAUGUGUACAUGUUGAACAGAACAGUUUUUUUUUGGAUCAAAAACAGAACAGUUUCAUAACCGGUAAUAAUGAUUAAAUUACCGGUUUAAGUAUGUGAAUCUAAUUUCAGUAUAUGAACUGACACUUUUUACUGUACUCAUCCGUGCCGUUGACGUUACAUCGACCAUGGGGACCUCAAAGAUUCAAUACAAGACAAAGGGGUGAAAGCGUUAAUAAUAGUUAUUUUUCUCACCAAAGUUUUAAAAAGCAAAUUACGGAUCAUAUUCUGAGUUCCCAGAAAUAGUGAAGAAUAUGGACCCUAAUGUAGUUGCUAGGUCUCUUGAAUUUCAUCCUUCGUAUGGCUGAUUUGAAAACUCGUUAAACAUAGCUUAGUUUCCUAGCACCGUUCAAUAUAUAUCCUUUUGGGGGAGGGGUUUGAAGGUUAAUAAAGAAAAACAAACAAAAGCUAUGACUUCUAGUAAGCGAUACAAAGGAUAGGCGUGACUUAUUAUAGCACUCACAAAUGACAACAGACAGGAGUUAGAAAAGCUUCUGUUCAAUAGAUUCAAAGUGCCAAUAUUGGUGUGUCAAUUUACCAAAAACCAUAAAUUCUCUAAAGAGUUUACCUCUAUGAUUAUGAGCAUCACAUAACCAGAUAUGAGAACAUGAUAAAAGAAGAACACCAUAUUGAUUACCUUGGUCUCACUCACACUAGAUAUAUGGGAAAUCCCCGCAAUAAGUUUUCUCCUAGCAACACCAAAAAAUGUGGCCAGGUCUCGUUAAUAGAGAUUCCUCAACUGUGAUAACUUUCGAGUCACAUUGAAAGACAUUAGAGUGUUAAAAUGUCCCACGUUGGAAGUUCGAGACAUUUUAACAUCCUAAUAAAAUAUUUGAGCAACAUACACAUACUCGUCCUUUUGAACAUGUUUAACUAAUCCCACAAAGGCACCAAACUACGUCAAUUUCGCUGUAGGAAUGUUUUAUCUAUUGCACAGGCUGAAUCGCUCGAUUCACUCAAAAGGUGAAACCUUUCUAUAUAUAUUGUGAUAUUUUUGGAUACAAAUCAAGGAAUACUAAUUAAAGGUUAUAUGACACUAACACGUCCAAUAAGUUUACCAACAGGCAACAACGGAUAAAGUUGAAGGCAGCACAUGAUUUUUGUUUACAUGGCGCCUUGCAAACGGUCAAUUUAUCGUUUAAAGACUUUUUCGUAAAGAAAUUAUCUACAAAGAUGUAUUAAUUACUUUUACAUCUGUGCCAUGUGAAAUCCAAGACUUAAAUCUACGAAAGACCAUGAUUUGCACUAUAUCUAUAAUACGAUGUAUUAAAAAAAAUGCAGCAACCACUUGCACCAUUUUCCCAUUGGCAAUAGCAACAGUGAACUUUGCACACUCUAUGAAACCGUGAGCUUCUGUGUUGCUCUACAUCCUAAAUUGAGCACCCUAAUGGCUCAUUGGUCUAUAGUUACCCUUUUUGCAAAAGUUGAUCGUACCCUAGAAAAAGGUUUUGAAACGUAAAAAAAAUAAGGCCUUUUAGGCCCAAUUUAGCCCAUGCAUCAAUCCAUGAAUUACAUGUUUGUGUCUUCGGACUAAAUCCGAUACCCUGAUUCAUGAUUCACACGUUACUUUCUCUCUCUCGUACAAGGAGAGAUCUGCGACAUUAAUGAAAGUUACUGAAGACAAAUUGCUUAGGUUAAUGAACACUUGAAACGUGAAAGAGAAACAUCACUCGCUCAAAACCAUGUUCAUAUCUCGAUGCUCAAUUGUCUUUAGACUCAAGUGUCAGGUAGAGGCAAGUUUCAAGCUUAGAUUCUCGCUAUUGAAGGAUCCAAGCUAAGAUUAUCACCACUUUUGCUACUUUAUUUUUGAACUAAUGCACGAAUUUGUUCCAAAAAAAAAAUCCAAGAAUCAACACUCAAGCCUCAAACUUUUUUAAUAGAAAUAUCAUGUGAUAGUUUCACACUAAACUCAAUCAUAAUAUGACUGGAAACGAAGACAACUUCUUAAUUAAAUGACUUUUUUUUAAUUUCACAAGGUAGAUCAAAAUCGAUUUUAAUACAUAUCAUACGUACGGUUGGUCCAGUGAUGAGUAAACUCGACUUGCUAACAAAUUAAAAUUAAACAACUCAUGUUUCUUUUAAAUAUUUCUCCUAACCCUAGUCCCUAGCAUACACUUUCUUCAAAACAUCUUCUUUUUUUUUCUUUUUUCUUUUUCUUCAAAACAUCUUCAACUCCAGGUUCAUGUUGUACAGUUAACAGUAUAUUAUGCAUAAUAUGUUUUCUUACAACAAUAUGUUCUCAAGGUUUCUUCUUAAGUUGGACUCUGGUUUUUUUAUAAUUUAGGGUAUAUAUCUGUAGUUUAUCAAAUCAGAGGGGUUCAGUAACAAACUUUAAAAAUUUAGAGGCCUUAUCUGAAAACUAUACUUUUUAAUGCAUCGUGGUUUGGCAUAACAGCUCUUGCGAGGAGACCCACGAAGCGUUGGAUUGGAUAGCCUAACAAUUUGAUUUUUCAGAGAUUACAAAUCGAUUCGAUUCUUACCCCACCAAAAAGACUGAUGUAUUUAUAUGUGUCCGGACACGCGGUUCAGAUUUUUGGUGUGACAAAAUACAAAGUUACUUUUUAUCAUAAUGAAACUAGAUUAUAUAUUCGUUGUAACUCAAUAGCUAUGCAUAUAUGCAUAAUUGCAUAGCAGUAGAAAAACAAGAAUCAUAUAAUUAUAUUGUUCAAAAGAAAUGCUUAAACAUGAUUCUCAUGAAAGAUAAUAAUAUCACAAGCUCUUUGGAGUGAAUUUACAUCUUCCCUCCUUGAAGAUGGCUUUAGCAAAUUAAUUAAAGUUUGAGAUAAAAGCAAGUCUUUUCCUAUAGUACAUUUUGUUUUUGUCUUCUUGCAUGAAUCAGACUCUUAUCAAUAAUUUUGGCAGGUCUUUAGUAGAAAUAGUACCAAAGGCUAUCACUCAUCUAUCUAACCCUUUUUAAUUAUUAUUAUUUUUACUUCAUAGUUAUGGCACCCCCCAAAAAAGUACAAAAUUAUUACAGCUUUUGGAUCUUUAUGAAACCUCUGCCUAUUGUGGAGGCUUUUGAUUCCUUUGAAGCAAUCAAUGACCUCUCUGUCUCUCAUUUGCCAGCAAAGAGAGAUUGUUUAAUGUUGUUUAUGCUUCACAUUUUUAUACAUCACAUUUCACUGAAUCUUCCUCUGCUUCUCUCAGGAGGAAGAAUACCACUUAGUUGCAGCAGAAGAAGACAUAUUCAGGAGAAGGGUUUUCUUGAGUGACAAUGGAAGGGGCAGAAGAGUUUCAAGAAGAAGAAGUGUGGUCAGUUUUGAGAGAAAACGAAACUCCAGGUCCUGAAAUGAAAAUGUCCAAAAGUAACAAUCUCUUCUCAGCUGCUACUUCAUCUUCUGCAAGGUACAUUCCUAAGGGCAAAGAGGUCUCUAAAGCCAAACAGUCAUCUGCUCCAAUGAAUGUACCUGACUGGUCCAAGAUUUAUGGGAACACAAGAAGCAACCAUUUGCAUUCGUGGACCACUCAUGAUGAAGAUGACGAUGAACAUUCAAUGGUUCCUCCACACGAGUUGGUAGCAAAAAUGCUUGCAAGAACGCAGAUCUCAUCUUUCUCCAUGUGCGAAGGAGUAGGAAGAACACUCAAAGGAAGAGAUCUCAGCAAGACAAGAAAUGAUGUCUUAACCAAAACAGGUUUCUUGGAAUCGAACGUCACAUCCACAUCACCACAACCAUAGUUAUGUCAUGGUAUGGAGCAUGCUCAAUAUCUCAUAAACUCCCUUAACCACUACUAUUCCAUACCGUAUCAUUAUCAUGAAUUAAAACCUAAAAUUUAUGGUAUCCACAUGAUUUGUUUUAACUAUCCAAUGUUAUUGUCGUUUUCAUCAUGUUGGGAAGCAUCAUGACACUAUACCAAUAUGGUUGAGUUAUCUUUAUUUUUUGUUGUUUGUUAGGUUUUUGGAUGUUUUAGAUAAGUAUGACGAUGAGGAUGACUUGUCAAGCCCAUGCAUGGGACCCAUAUCAUUUUUCUUAUGUUGUCUUUAAUUUGUAGUUCUCAAUGGUCUUUUGUUUAACUCUUUAGUAAUGAGCUUAAAAUUUUAUAAUAUUUUUUUAAAAA
Molecule: messenger RNA, 4308 nt
Organism: Brassica rapa (field mustard)
Lineage: Eukaryota; Viridiplantae; Streptophyta; Magnoliopsida; Brassicales; Brassicaceae
Source: RefSeq, a predicted model, not a curated record